Molecule: messenger RNA, 600 nt
Organism: Coccidioides immitis RS
Lineage: Eukaryota; Fungi; Ascomycota; Eurotiomycetes; Onygenales; Onygenaceae
Exons: 4
Coding region: 1-600 (199 amino acids)
Source: RefSeq, a predicted model, not a curated record
AUGAACUGCAUGGUACCUAGUAUUCGGUACAUGCACAUCCCGUCCUUAUCGCAUGCCGUACACUCCGUAGAGAGUAUGUACAACCACACAGGUAGCACCUUCCUCUCUCAAAAGACGCCUACUGUAUCUGUCGAACCUGCGGGCUUCAGUGGCUUCACGUGCCUCGGCAUGGGCACAGUACCCCGUCUAUCGCGCCUCCCCAAUUUCGUCGAAACACCCGUCGUAUUCGCAUUCCAAAAGCUCCCGACACAAGGGCCCAGCCAAUCAGCGCUUGGCAUUAAGGCUGGAAAAAAGGAAGUGCUCAACUGGGUCGAGGGCUGGUUUGCGGUUUGUUCCUCUGAUGGGGCGAAUUCGUCAACAAAGAGGCGAAGGAUGAUCUAUUCCAAGGAUGAUGGUACAAGGACACCGAAAUACAUGACGUUCGGUGUUUUUCUGUUACAUAAAGUUGUUGGGGACGAGCUACCUCGCUGUUCUUCUGUAACUCGGGUGGAUGGAGUGAAAAAAUACCGGGAGCUAGUAAUCUUCGGCCUUGUUCCUCACCCCCAACAAGACCAACAAUGUGAGCUCAAAGUUCGCUCCAGAUCAGAUGUAUCCCUGUAA